GAAUGGAGCAGAGUACAGUGGCCUGGUCUGUGUUCUGUCCCUUCUGCUGGACCGGAUGGACAAUGACCAUCAUUUGACCGUUCCUCUGGUUGUUGGAGCCAUCAAAGCUAUCAGGCCCCAGGUCAUUCCCACCCUGGAUCAAUACAGAUUGCUCUACAAGGUUCUGCAGCUCUACGGUCGCAGCGUCAAUGAGUAUUCAAACUUCUUAAA
This is a messenger RNA of Candidula unifasciata, 210 nucleotides long. NCBI's taxonomy places the organism in Eukaryota, Metazoa, Mollusca, Gastropoda, Stylommatophora, Geomitridae. The record is from the annotation of a GenBank genome assembly.